GGUAUGAUCCGGGAUAUGAGUCAGAGCUACGCUAUCAGUAUAUGGGUGCUGGCAGCGACGGUGUUAACGAGUUCGCUGCUCUGGCUCCUGAUGCCUGCUGCCUCCCGCUAUCACCGGCGCAAAGCUAAGGAAAAGGAAGGGGAGGAACUUACCUAACAGUGCUAAACUGGUAGUGAAUAAGGAAAACUGAAGAAUACCACUUAAUACACCACAGCUCAACUCCAUCUCUUCAAACGACGCCUCCUAGCUUUGUUGCACAUGAAGCCUUUUUAAUUUUAUUUUCCUGACAUUUAGGUUCAAUGUAUCGAAUUUGCAAUUAAAUUUAUGAAUAAAGGUCGCUUCAAAAGCUGGUUCUAUUACAAUGGAUGGGAACAAGAAAAAGAGAUUUUGAGAAAAAAAGACGGAUUAAGUUAGAUCUUGCAAGAAAGGUGAAACGAGAGGAAAUUUCAAGAUAGAUACUUCUAUAUCUUUUUAAAAUGUUACUCUUUGUCGAUCUUUUCUUCUCAGGAAGAAAACAUAAACCUAAGAGAUGAAAUUAAAACUUAGGAGGUACCGAAGCUCUAUUAGAACUUAAAAAAGAAGAAAAACACAUUUAUAAUAUUAUAGACAGCUGAUUUUACUAAUGAAAUUAAAGGAGCAUUAGAG
Procambarus clarkii (red swamp crayfish) is the source of this 645-nucleotide messenger RNA. The record is from RefSeq and is a predicted model, not a curated record. NCBI's taxonomy places the organism in Eukaryota, Metazoa, Arthropoda, Malacostraca, Decapoda, Cambaridae.